Varroa destructor (honeybee mite) is the source of this 2868-nucleotide messenger RNA. It is a transcript of the gene Mcm2, whose product is annotated as DNA replication licensing factor Mcm2. Gene Ontology annotation, cellular component: MCM complex; nucleus. Gene Ontology annotation, molecular function: 3'-5' DNA helicase activity; single-stranded DNA helicase activity; single-stranded DNA binding. The record is from RefSeq and is a predicted model, not a curated record. Lineage: Eukaryota; Metazoa; Arthropoda; Arachnida; Mesostigmata; Varroidae. Gene Ontology annotation, biological process: mitotic DNA replication initiation; DNA replication; double-strand break repair via break-induced replication.
GUAAUGAUAGAAAUGCUGCCCUUUGCAGCUUUUUUACGCAUGAAUGCAUCUUCAACAAAUAAUAGUUUGUAGCGCAUUACAAUGCCGCGUGGAGGCCGUAACUCGCGCAGCUCCAACCCUGCAUCUGAAGCUGAGAGUCAAGGCAAUGAGGGUGGACGUAGUGAACUUGAUCCCGCCACCUCAUCGCCAGGUAGGGACCUGCCGCCGUUCGAGGACGAGCAGGACAUUAUCGAUGGAGGUGGAGGUGACGAAGAUGGGGUUGAGGAAGAAGAAGAAGAUGGAGAGGAUCUCUUCGGCGACGAUAUGGCUAAUGACUACCGUGCUAUACCUGAGCUCGAUCGUUAUGAUGAACGUGUGCUCGAUGACAAUUCGGAACUUAGCACCCUCUCAGAAAGCGACCGUCGUGCAGCAGAAGAAGAGAUGCGUCGAAGAGAUCGGGCUGAAGGCAGGACAGCUACUGGACGAUUGCCCAGGGGACUAGAAAUGUUCGCCGAUGAAAGUAGCGAACUAGAUGAUCGUCCGACUCGACGUCGUCGUCUCGCUGAACGAGCUGCCGCUGGAGAAGAAGAUGACGGCAUGGAUGAUAUGGUUGAAUCAAUUGAGAAUUUGGAAGAUAUGAAGGGCCACACUGUUAAGGAAUGGGUAACUCAGUUGGGUCCCAAGACUGAGAUCUUCAAUCGUUUCAAAAACUUCCUUCGUACCCACGUUGAUGACAAGGGCCACAAUACAUAUAAAGAAAAGAUUCGUGCCAUGUGCGAGCAAAAUCGCAUGAGCCUCGAGGUUGACUACAAUACUUUGGCUCAAUCGGAACAGGUACUAGCAUUCUUUCUUCCAGAAGCUCCGGCCGAGGUACUCCCUAUUUUUGAUGAAGCGGCGAAGGACAUUGUCGUUGGUAUGUUCCCUCAUUAUGGCCGCAUUCACCAUGAAAUCCGUGUGCGUAUAACCGACUUGCCAAUUCUUGAAGAAAUUCGAACACUUCGUAAAAUUCAUAUCGACCAGCUAAUUCGCACUUCAGGCGUCGUGACCUCGACAACUGGCGUCCUACCACAGCUGCGUAUGGUAAAAUAUGACUGCGUCAAAUGUAAAUAUAUCCUCGGUCCUUUUGUUCAAUCACAAAAUCUCGAAGUGAAGCCAAGCUCCUGCCCAGAGUGUCAAAGCACGGGACCAUUUUCUGUUAACGUGGCGCAGACCAUUUUCCAGGACUACCAGCGUGUCACAAUUCAGGAGUCGCCUGGAAAGGUCAAUGCUGGCCGUCUUCCGCGCUCCAAAGAUGCUAUUUUGCUCAACGACCUCUGCGAUUCCUGUAAACCUGGUGAUGAAAUUGAAAUCACAGGAAUUUAUAGCAAUAAAUUUGAAGGAUCACUAAACAAAGCGAAUGGAUUUCCUGUGUUUGCCACGGUGAUUAUUGCCAACCACAUUUUAAAAAAAGAUGAGAAGGCUGCAGGCAGGUAUCUGACCGAUGAAGAUGUCAAGGAAGUUGUAAAACUUUCGAAGGAGGAGAACUUGGCUGAGCGCAUUAUAGCUUCGAUCGGUCCAUCAAUUUAUGGCCACGAUGAUAUCAAGCGUGCCAUCGCCUUGUCACUUUUCGGUGGUGUAUCUAAGAAUCCCGGACAGAAACACCGAAUUAGGGGAGACAUUAAUGUGCUGCUUUGCGGUGAUCCUGGAACGGCAAAAUCCCAGUUCCUAAAAUACGUCCAACAAAUCGCUCCACGUGCUGUCUACACCACCGGACAGGGGGCCACUGCUGUCGGUCUUACAGCGUAUGUCAAGAGGAGCCCGGUGACUCGCGACUGGACUCUUGAAGCUGGUGCCCUUGUGUUGGCAGAUAAAGGUGUGUGUCUGAUUGACGAGUUCGACAAAAUGAACGAUGCCGACAGAACAUCGAUUCAUGAAGCGAUGGAACAACAAACUAUCUCUAUUGCUAAGGCUGGAAUUGUCACUUCACUUAGGGCACGUUGCACUAUUAUAGCCGCCGCUAACCCUAUCGGAGGUCGCUACGAUCCAUCGAUGACAUUCCACCAGAACGUCAAUUUAUCCGACCCAAUUUUGUCACGUUUUGACGUGCUGUGCGUCGUGCGAGACACUGUCGAUCCUAUUGAGGACGAAAGACUGGCACGGUUUGUCGUUGAUUCUCACUCCAGACAUCAUCCGCUAGCAACUGCAGAUGACAAACAAGUAAAACCAGCUCAGCAAAUGUACGAGAGCAUCAGUCAGGAUCUUCUGCAGAAAUACAUUCUUUAUGCCAGGGAAAAAAUUGAACCAAAGCUUCACUUGAUGGACCAGGACAAGAUAUCCCAGCUGUACUCCGAUCUGCGUCGCGAAUCAAUGGCGACUGGCUCUAUGCCAAUUACGAUCCGUCAUUUGGAGUCGAUUAUUCGUUUGGCCGAGUCCCACGCCCGAAUGCAUCUCCGUGAACAUGUCAAUGAAGACGAUGUCAAUACAGCAAUUCGGGUUAUGCUUGAUAGUUUUGUGUCGACGCAAAAAUUCUCCGUUAUGCGACAGAUGACCAAAACAUUUUCGUCCUAUCUGACCUACAAGAAAGACAACAACGAGCUGCUCCUGUUCAUUAUGAAACAGCUCAUUCAGGAGGAAUUAGCGUUCCAGCGAAGUCGGCUGGAUGUGGAGCCCGAGCAGGUGUCUGUGAACGCUGACGCUCUCAAACGUGAGGCUGCCCGAAUCAAUAUCACCAAUCUCAUUCCUUUUUACAAAAGUGAACUGUUCGCAUCGCACAAUUUCCAAUAUGACCGAAAGACUAACAACAUCACGUUAACCUUCUGAGAUGAAUAUAUAUAUAUGCGUCUGCAAUUCUACAACAAUAAACAUCGACGAGUGGAAAUAUUCUAAAACAAAGAUACGUUUUAGAAAUAU